Dreissena polymorpha is the source of this 3174-nucleotide messenger RNA. RefSeq names its product transient receptor potential cation channel subfamily M member-like 2. Gene Ontology annotation, biological process: calcium ion transmembrane transport. Gene Ontology annotation, cellular component: membrane. The transcript is spliced from 2 exons. Gene Ontology annotation, molecular function: ligand-gated calcium channel activity. The coding region runs from base 54 to 2846 and encodes 930 amino acids. The record is from RefSeq and is a predicted model, not a curated record. NCBI's taxonomy places the organism in Eukaryota, Metazoa, Mollusca, Bivalvia, Myida, Dreissenidae.
AAUCUUGACGUUCCGCUAAAGCCAUUUACAUGUGACAUAUUGAUACCUGAACAAUGACAACGAACGACAUCGCGAGCGUACCAUUACUGCAGUACCGAAAGAAAGAAGAUGCAAGUAAACAACACGAGUACGGGUCAUUCGAAGACUUUGUUGGUGCCAAUAAAGCAUGGUGCAAACUCUGUACAGGUGGAAGCGUUAAGGAAAUACUUGAACACUGGGGCCUGGGAGAAACUAGUCUAUUAAUUUCGUAUACCGGAAGUGGUUGUGACGAUGUUGAGGAUUACAAUCGAACCGUGAAACCGGCUUUGGUUAAGAUUAUUAGAUCUUCAGCAGCUUGGGUCCUCACAAACGCUACGGGUUUGGCAUCAGAUGUAUUACACGCUGCGGUCCAUGACAUCGAAGCAGCCUCGGAUUAUUCACCGAUUGCAAUCGGCAUCUUUUCUUUGUCACAGAAAGAAGCGAUAGAGACAAACUGUAAGAUCAAAAGCUGCUGCGACAAUCACCAAUCGUAUGCAUAUUUGUCGCAUUUCAUCUUUUACGACGAUGCAACAGACUCUGACAAAACACGUGUUGAGAUCACGGAGCAAAUAAGUAAGAACUUCAAGGUACCUGUACUGUCACUCGUCAAUGUAACGAUUAAAAAUCACGUUCAAUUCAUUAGAAUGUCAAUUGACAGCAAGCAUCCAGUCAUAACAAUCACACGGGAUAAGGACCCAUAUGAGGCAAAAUUCCAUUUUGAAACAAAUCGUGACUUUAUUGUCAACGAGAUCCUCAGUACAACAAACGAUCCAGAAAAGCUUUUUGAGGCGAUAAUUAAAACAAUCUUAAUAGGAAAAGAUGAACACGUUGAUUAUCUUAAAAUGGCCGUUGUACUGAAUGCGCCCGAAGUUACAGUUUCUGCAAUGAUUUCAAGCAGUUUAAAAUGGAAGUCUGAUGAAGAUAUAUGUUAUAGACAGAAGAUGUUGUCAUCCGCAUUGGCAUUUGAUUAUGGCGAAACAACGUUGAUUCUUUUAAGAUCAAUGAAGGAAAUUGAUCUAAGAGCUUUAGACUUCGGUAAAAUGUCACACAAAUCCAUGGCUCGGGUUGAAAAAUACUUACAGGCAACCGUUGGUGUCAACAUGAAAAUUCCCAAAGGAAAAUCAGAAGCAAAUGAUUGCGCUUACGUAUGGUUGUUUAUUUGGGCUAUUUGCAACGAAAGGUUUGAUGUAGCGAAUGCGCUGUGGACUUUGGUUGAUUCAAAAAUGGCAGCGGCCCUGUUAGCAAGCCGAUGCCUUGAUUCUAUGCGAAAAAACACCGUAGACGGAAAUCAACGAGACACAUUGAAUCAAAAUUGGUCGCUGUACACGGACAGAGCAAACACUAUCUUGGACAACUGCUUCAGCGCAAAGAGAACCCUAACCAAAGCGAUGCUCGUCAAAUGCAGGGAAACAUUUGGGGAUUCGUCAGCUUUGCUUAUCGGAAAAACAAACAAGAAGUUCAUCGAAAAUCGAGCAUGUCAAGCAAAACUUAAUGACAUAUGGAUGGGACCCUUGAAAUCUGACCAGGACGCGAACCAGAAUUGGAAGAUCGCCAUCUGCCUUGCACUUCCGAUACUAUCUUCCAUUUUACUCCACUUCAAAGAAGACAAAGGUCAACAAAAGUGUUGUAACGUGUAUUCACGGUCUUUCUGUGGUAAAGUGUGUCAUUUCAUGAACAGUCCGAUCGUCAAGUUUCUUUACUGCACCGUAUCUUACCUCGUAUUUCUACUUUUCUAUGCGCAUGAAAUAAUGUUCAAAAUCUACGAAAACCCAACCGUUAUCGAGUAUCUACUUAUGGCCUGGGUUGUAGCGUUUCUUACUGAAGAAAUUAAACAGUUCAUUGAAGAAGACGUCUAUUUCCGCGACGCAUGGAACUGGCUGGAUCUGGCUGCAAUUGUCCUGUUUUGCGGCGGCACAUGUCUUCGAUUUCUUACAUGCUGUCUUGACAUUGGAAGAGUGUUGCUGGCAAUGUCAUUCAUGCUCUUUUCUCUGAGACUUUUGCAUGUUUUCUCGUCACUAAAAGUUAUCGGACCCCUUUUGGUUAUGAUUGGGAGGAUGCUCAAAGACUUGGUUCAAUUCCUGCUCAUACUGGCCGUGGUUUAUAUAUCAUUUGCCGUCACGAUGCAAGCGAUCCUCUAUCCAAUGUCGUCAUUCGAGUUUCAAACAAUGCAAAAUGCACUGAAGAGGCCAUACUGGAGUAUUUUUGGACAGCUAGAACAAACGCUUGACGAAUUCCAAGGUGUCAAUUGCGACGACAAAGCUACGUACGACAGCACUGAUUCAAAGCUUCAAAGGUGUCCUACCAAACUGGGAACCUACAUAGCACCCGUAUUGUUGGCCAUAUUCAUGCUGAUUGUACAGAUCCUUUUGCUGAACCUCCUUAUCGCCAUGUUCAGCUAUUCCUUUACGAAGAUCCACCACGACACGGAUAGGCACUGGUGCUACCUGAGGUUUAGAUUGAUACACGCGUAUUACCACUUGCCAACAAUACCACCUCCAUUUUCUGCAUUUUAUAACGUUUACGUCAUUGUGACGCUUGUGUUCCGCCGUUGCAAACGCGAUUCAACAAUGGAAACGAGUGCCUUCUGCGAGAAGCUGAACAAAAAUGAAAACGAAAAGCUACAACGAUGGGAGACCAUUCAUUCAUGCGAUGAAACAGCGGUAACUCCAAAACCUGAUUUACAAGAAGAGUCAAAAGUGUCAAGCCCAACGCCGAAAUAUAGUCCUCCAGACACCGUUGUAAAGAAAGUGUUUUUCAAAAACUUCAAAAGCAAGAUAUUGAGAAAUCAGAUAUCUAGACUAAAUACGAUAGAUGGCAACGACGAAUGACAAUAAUGAAACAGCUGUAUACGUGUAUAUGAAAAUAUUCGGUGAGUGACAAUCUCAUAAAAGUAAAUCCUCAUAUUCGCUAAAAUAGUUGCCGAAAUUCAGCGCUACGGAAUACCGUAAGGGCCAUCGUGGUUACACAUUAAAAUACAGAGGGCGAGAAUGCGAGAAUACGAUAGUAUGAUGGCGACAAUGCGACAAUACGAUGACGACAGUGCGACAAUACGAUGGCGACAAUACGAUAGAACGAUUGCGAAAAUGCGAAAACGCGAUAGUACGAUGAUCAAAAUGUGACAGUGCGAUGACGACAGUGCGACAAUACGAUAGCGAC